UGUGCCAAGGCCUCCAGCUUUAAGAAGCCCUCGCUAGGGGCCGCGGCCCAGAGGAAGAAGGCGAGUCCCAAGCUGGAGCUCACUGAGGAGCAGAAGCAGGAGAUCCAAGAGGCUUUCGACCUGUUUGACACAGACGGCACCGGGAGCAUAGAUGUUAAGGAGCUAAAGGUGGCUAUGAGAGCACUAGGGUUUGAACCUAAAAAAGAAGAGAUCAAGAAAAUGAUAUCAGAUAUUGAUAAGGAAGGAACAGGAAAAAUCAGCUUCGAUGACUUCUUGGUAGUGAUGACACAGAAAAUGGCUGAAAAAGAUUCCAAAGAGGAGAUUCUCAAAGCUUUCAAACUCUUUGAUGACGAUGAAACCGGCAAAAUCUCCUUCAAAAACCUCAAACGUGUCGCCAAAGAACUGGGGGAAAAUCUCACAGAUGAAGAGCUGCAGGAAAUGAUCGAUGAAGCAGAUAGAGAUGGGGAUGGGGAAGUGAACGAGCAAGAAUUUUUGAGGAUCAUGAAGAAGACCAGCCUUUAUUGAAACAGAAUUUUAUUUAUUUUUGCACGUGUAUAUACGUUUGGUAGGUGCCUCACUUUUUUACAGUCUUUUGAGACAGCAGAAAAUAUAGGUCAAUAUUAUUUUUAGGCAAAUGGUCUUAAACUUGUGUUUGUGAACAGUUACCAACCGCUGACCUGUUUACAUCUACCAAUGUGGUUGCUUGUGCUUGCACGUUUUACGCUCUUUGUUUUCCAUACACACAUCACGUUGUUCAGUGACAGU
Molecule: messenger RNA, 765 nt
Organism: Balearica regulorum gibbericeps (East African grey crowned-crane)
Lineage: Eukaryota; Metazoa; Chordata; Aves; Gruiformes; Gruidae
Source: RefSeq, a predicted model, not a curated record